Molecule: messenger RNA, 3002 nt
Organism: Myotis brandtii (Brandt's bat)
Lineage: Eukaryota; Metazoa; Chordata; Mammalia; Chiroptera; Vespertilionidae
Gene: HS3ST5
Product: heparan sulfate (glucosamine) 3-O-sulfotransferase 5
Exons: 6
Coding region: 1178-2215 (345 amino acids)
Molecular function (GO): [heparan sulfate]-glucosamine 3-sulfotransferase activity
Source: RefSeq, a predicted model, not a curated record
GCACUGCCGGGCACUGCCUGGAAAGACUUUUGAGACCUUCGCCGGGUCUCUGCGUUAAACUAGUGCGGGAUGGGAAACGACGGGGCGCCUCCUGGGGUGAAUUCAGAGUCAUCGGUGUCCGUCAGUUCGUGUCUCGUCCAGAGGCGGGUGCAGCGCUCUGUGCUCUUUGAGAGGCGACACGCGUUGCAUGGCACUCGCCAGAGUUUGGGGGCUCGCGCUUGGCCACUUCCCCGGGUGGCUGGAGGGCUGUCGCCUGCAAUGCGAGGCGGCUUUGGGGGAGGUGGGUGUCUGCGAGGUCCGAGGCAGAGGUCAGAGGCUCAGUGAACGUGAAAGAUGGGGUGUAUUCUCCCCAUCUGGCCUCCACCCUUCCAAGCCCCAGUCCCCGCCCCCUAGUUCACGCAACCCGUCCCACCCAUCACACACACACACACACACACACACACACACACACACACACACUCCGGAGUUGGAUGCCAUCGAGGGGUGGUCACAUUGUUAUUACUCAGAGGUGCACGAGGUCGCUUUGGCUUUGGCUGGCGCUCUCAGAGUCCUGCUCCUGGAACUUGGGCGACAGCCUUGGUUUGGGGGAGCGAGGAAGGAGCGCCCAGCCUCCUGUGGAUGCCUCUACCUGGCCGUUCCUGGCGCGCAGCGAGCUACCCUCAGCCAGAACUCCAGUCGUUUCAACUUGGGGGCUCUGCUCUCCGGCACCGACCCAAAGGAGCAGUUGCUGAGAUCCCUGCUCUCUCCCGGUCCUAGCCUGGGCCCAGCUGAACAUGCUCACACAAGUCUUUGGAAGAUAUAUCAUCUUAUACAGAUAUGACUAAUGGGGAAGAACAAAAGAGAUAACCAGGUGCCCAGAGGCCUCAGCAUUGUCUUCCCUUCUCAAUGGCAUUUCUGGUGUCCACCUAAGGAGUCUCCUUCUCCAGCCUUGAAACAUUCGGAAAUUAUACAGAGGACCCACUUCAUAUCUUCUUCUUGAAAAUUCCCACCAUAUAUGUUCAGAACUUUCUGAAUAAGCAUAGGAUUUUAAGGUGCUGACAAGCAGGGAACAAGCCCAAAAGACAGGCCGUAGGGAAGGAGAGGCCAUGGAAUAUCCACCCACCAGAUAAUCAUCGCUGGAACAACCGGGAAGUGUCUGAAUGUAGGCUACAGAAGUCCUGAAGGUUGAUGGAGGGCCAUGCUAUUCAAACAGCAGGUGUGGCUGAGACAGAAGCUCCUGGUACUGGGAAGCCUUGCUGUUGGGAGUCUCCUGUAUCUAGUCGCCAGAGUUGGGAGUUUGGAUAGGCUACAACCCAUUUGCCCCAUUGAAGGCCGAAUCGGAGCCCGUGGGCAGGCUGAAUUCCCUCUCCGUGCCCUGCAGUUUAAGCGCGGCCUGCUGCACGAGUUCCGGAAGGGCAACGUUUCCAAGGAGCAGGUUCGCCUUCAUGACCUGGUCCAGCAACUCCCCAAGGCCAUUAUCAUUGGGGUGAGAAAAGGAGGCACCAGGGCCCUGCUUGAGAUGCUGAACCUCCAUCCAGCUGUGGUCAAAGCCUCUCAAGAAAUCCACUUUUUUGACAAUGAUGAGAAUUAUGCCAAGGGCAUUGAGUGGUAUAGAAAAAAGAUGCCUUUUUCCUACCCUCAGCAAAUCACAAUUGAAAAGAGCCCGGCAUAUUUUAUCACGGAGGAGGUUCCGGAAAGGAUUUACAAAAUGAACUCAUCCAUCAAGUUGCUGAUCAUUGUCAGAGAGCCAACCACAAGAGCUAUUUCUGAUUACACUCAGGUGCUAGAGGGGAAGGAGAGGAAGAAUAAAACUUAUUACAAGUUUGAGAAGCUGGCAAUAGACCCUAAUACCUGCGAAGUGAACACAAAAUACAAAGCAGUAAGAACCAGCAUCUACACCAAACAUUUGGAAAGGUGGUUGAAAUACUUUCCGAUUGAGCAAUUUCACAUUGUGGAUGGAGAUCGCCUCAUCACAGAACCUCUGCCAGAACUUCAGCUCGUGGAGAAGUUCCUAAAUCUUCCCCCAAGAAUAAGUCAGUACAAUUUGUAUUUCAAUGUUACCAGAGGGUUCUACUGCUUGCGAUUUAACGUUAUCUUUAAUAAGUGCCUGGCUGGCAGCAAGGGGCGCAUUCAUCCAGAGGUGGACCCCUCUGUCAUUACCAAAUUGCGCAAAUUCUUUCACCCUUUCAAUCAAAAAUUUUACCAGAUCACUGGGAGGACACUGAACUGGCCCUAAAAUAAUAAGUCAUACAACACCAUGUGUUGUACCUGGAGACAUGCAAUGUCUCCUCUAGAUUAAAAUAUGCACUUUUCCGAGACACAACUGUCGAAGUCAUGUUUCCAUCUCUACUUGUAUAUACACAGUGUGUGACCAAAUAUAAGACCAGUUCUUUUUCUACUGAAAAUGUACAAAACAAUUUGCUGUCUGCAUAGUUGCAUCUUUGAGACAAGUUACUAAAAGAAGAGGUGAUGGUAUUGGGGGAAAGUGACUUCAGCUAUUCUCAAAGAGUUAGUCUUCCUUUGAGUCAGAAUUUGUCACCCGCAAUUUACAUAAAUUGAAGCCAAAAGAUGAAUGUGUAAAAAGUACCAAUGGCUGUGAAGCUGCAGGAAGGAGAGGAUUCAGUCAUGCAUUCUUUUCUAAGGGAAAGUUGGCUCUUUAAUUCAGAUGCUGAAUUAGUGCCAUGAAAACAGAAAAUGCUAUUUUCUUAUGAUUUAAAAGGAUGUCCUAUCUCAUAAAAUUGACAUUGUUCCAAAGUUCCUGUGGUGAUUUUGCACUAUUGUUUUCUCGUAUGGACCAUGAUGUCACUUGUAGCAUGUCAAUCAUACAUUGGAAAGUCCUUUCACUUCCAUGUUCUAUGUCAACAAAGAGAAAUGUCAUGUACAUAAUGUAUAUUAUUGUAAAUACUUGUUUCACACUAAGUAACUCUAUUUUGUAAACUGAAUAUGGCUAUUUAAUUUAUUGUGAAAAUUAAAUUUAUUGUGGUAUUUAAAAAUGGAAUGGAUUAAAAUUACUCUAUGUGCAA